Molecule: messenger RNA, 533 nt
Organism: Myripristis murdjan (pinecone soldierfish)
Lineage: Eukaryota; Metazoa; Chordata; Actinopteri; Holocentriformes; Holocentridae
Gene: rpl14
Product: ribosomal protein L14
Exons: 6
Coding region: 84-497 (137 amino acids)
Biological process (GO): translation; ribosomal large subunit biogenesis
Cellular component (GO): cytosolic large ribosomal subunit; ribosome
Molecular function (GO): structural constituent of ribosome; RNA binding
Source: RefSeq, a predicted model, not a curated record
CUGCGCAUGUGCAACAGGCGCGCGGAAGCUGUUUGUGCGCAGGCCGGAAGUCGCAACGUCCUUUCUGCUCGCGGACUGCCAUCAUGGUGUUCAAGCGCUUCGUCGAGAUCGGCCGCGUCGCCUACGUCUCUUUCGGACCCCAUGCUGGCAAGCUGGUGGCCAUCAUCGAUGUCAUUGACCAAAAUAGGGCCCUGAUCGAUGGCCCCUGCACGGGGGUGAAGAGGCAAGCCAUGCCCUUCAAGUGCAUGCAGCUCACUGACUACGUGAUCAAAGUACCACACAGUGCCCGCCAGAAGUUUGUGAAGAGGGCCUGGGAGAAGGCCCAAGUCAACGAGAAGUGGACACAGAGUAGCUGGGCCAAGAAGAUCGAGGCCAGACAAAAGAGGGCCAAGAUGUCCGACUUUGAUCGCUACAAGGUGAUGAAGGCCAAGAGAAUGAGGAACAAGAUCAUCAAGCAUGAGGUGAAGAAGCUCCAGAAGGAGGCAGCAAAGAAGUGAUCGGUGUCCUAAAAAAUAAACUUUCUGAAUUGGUCA